This is a messenger RNA of Penaeus vannamei (Pacific white shrimp), 737 nucleotides long. RefSeq names its product cuticle protein AM/CP1114. Gene Ontology annotation, molecular function: structural constituent of chitin-based larval cuticle. The record is from RefSeq and is a predicted model, not a curated record. Lineage: Eukaryota; Metazoa; Arthropoda; Malacostraca; Decapoda; Penaeidae. Gene Ontology annotation, cellular component: chitin-based extracellular matrix.
UUUGCUUGGGUCUUGGGUAUAAAAGAGAUAAGCGGGGGACUUACCUUCAGUGUGUCAAGACGUUGUGUAUCACCAUGAAGACAGCUGUGCUCCUCCUACUGGUUGCCGCCGCCCUGGCCGACAAACCCGACUCCGAGAUGGCCAUCCUCCGCAGCGACCAGCACCACCCCAACGACGACGGCGCCCACAGCUUCGACUUCGAGACCGAGAAUGGCAUUUCCUUCCACGUGUCCGGCUCCCAGGGCGCCACCGGCGGCGCCAACAGCAUCGGCGACUGGAGCUACCCGCUGGGCGACGGAUCUAAGGCCGAUUUCAAGUUCGUGGCCAACGAGAACGGCUACCAGCCCGAGUCCUCCCUCCUGCCCGUGGCCCCGCCUUCCCACCCCAUCCCCGACUUCGUCCUCCGCCAGAUCGAGUUCGCCGAGCAGCAGAGGGCGGCCGAAGCUCGAAGGGCCUGAGGCGCUCCUGAAGACCACGAGGCUGUUGACGGACGCGGCGCGAAGUGCUCGGAAUGACACGAAGCUUGACAAACGCGGCUUGACAGACGCGGAGACGCGCUUGACAGACGCGGAUAUGACAUGUAAAAUUGCAAUUUAUUAUUUGGCGACAUUCCCGCUCGAUUCUUUACUUCACUUAUUUAUUUGCUGUUCUUCCUCUUAGAGAUGAGUUGGCUAGAUCGGCUUAUUUAUUACUGUCCUUUAGAAUAGCUUAUUUAUGAAAUAAAGAUAUCUGAUAUA